Pelodiscus sinensis (Chinese soft-shelled turtle) is the source of this 4424-nucleotide messenger RNA. It is a transcript of the gene VPS37C, whose product is annotated as VPS37C subunit of ESCRT-I. Gene Ontology annotation, cellular component: ESCRT I complex. Gene Ontology annotation, biological process: protein targeting to membrane; protein targeting to vacuole; ubiquitin-dependent protein catabolic process via the multivesicular body sorting pathway. The record is from RefSeq and is a predicted model, not a curated record. NCBI's taxonomy places the organism in Eukaryota, Metazoa, Chordata, Testudines, Trionychidae.
CAGGCCGCUCUGGGCCUGUUGCCUCCUUCACUCUGCCUCUGCCAAGGGCAGGUGAGUGGGGGGAGGCGCCCCCCCCAGACAUGCCAGGCCCCUCAGAUACAGGGGGGAGGGGCACUGGCCUCGGUCUCGGCUGGGAUUGGCCCCUCGGGCUCUUGCCGUGGGGGGGAGGGGCGCUCAGCGCCAGCCUGAGGCGCGCCCCCUGCUGUGCGAUUGCGCUCAGCAGCCCCUCCCCCUGCCUUCCACAGCCUCGCUUUGGAGCAAAGAUGGCGCGGCGCUGACAGGGCUUUUUCCCGGGACGGAGCGUACCAUCCUCCUUCCCCCGCCCCCCAGCGCAGGGGUGAUCAUUUCCACCUUUUCCCUCUACUCCCUCCUCUUCCCUCUAGCAAUGGUGAGGCUCACUUCCGGGAGAGCACCGGAACCCGGAAGUGUGUGGCUAGCACUGGCGGCUUCCCCCCUCAGCUGCUCCCAGACUGAUGCAACAUCUCUGGAGUCAAAAUCUAUGAGAUGUUUCACUUGAAUCAGAGGUAGAAGAGCCAGCUGCAGCUAGCACCACAUUAAAAUCCGCACUAGUGGUCUCAGCGGGAUUCACGUUCCCCAGUGAAGAUGGAGACAUUAAAGAAUCUAUCUAUGGAGGAGCUCCAGGAAUUACAGGAGAAUUCAGAGGAGAUAGAGCGUCUGGCACUAGAAUCAACAGAGGUCCAGGAACUACAAUUGGAAAAGGAGAUGGCCUUGGCAACAAACCGUAGCCUGGCAGAGCAGAACCUGGAGUUCCAAACACCACUGGAAACUGGGCGCGCAAACCUUUCCGAGAGAUAUCAGAAGCUACAGAAGCUGGCCAAACAGUGCCAGGAGCAGAAGGCAAAAUUGGAGAAAUUCUCUGCAACGAUGCAGCCUGGGACACUGUUAAGUCUUCUACAGGUGGAAGGCCAGAAGAUCGAAGAGGAAUCUGAGACUAUGGCAGAGAAGUUCCUGGAGGGUGAAGUUUCCCUGGAGCGGUUUCUUGAGCAGUUUUCCUCCAUGAGGAAGUUGUCCCACCUGCGACGGGUCAGAGUGGAAAAGCUCCAAGAGGUGCUGCAGAAGUCUGAAGCUUCACAGGAGCCAGCCAGUGACUCUCAUUUUAAUCACCAGCAUCCUGCUCCUCACAUAACUACUGGGCUUGCUGAUGAGCAGCAGCCGCAGCCUUUUCCGUCAGGAACACCAUCCUUUUCUUUGCCAUAUAGUCCAGCUCCAUGCAUGCCUGUAGGCCCUACAGCCCAAGGAGCUCUCCAGCCUGCUCCUUUCUCUGGAGCACAAGUUAUAGUGGGACCCCAUAGUUCCUCUCAACCAAACUCCCAACCUGCAUUUCCUUAUAAAUCACCUCCAGUUCCUGGAUACCCACAUGCCCCACCUGGAGGUUCACCAUCAGGAUACUCUCAGACAAGAGGUUCGUCUUCGGCAACAGGCUACCCUUGGUCUCCAUGUAGAGGUCCACCACCUGCCACAGGUUACCCUCCACCCCAACCCAGAGCUCCAUCUGGAGUAGGGUACUCCCAGCCUCCACAGCCUUCAUAUUUCCCAUCAGCAGGAGGAAGACAACAGUGUCCGUAUCCAACCCAGCCACCACUACCUAGUUUCCCAGUUCCAUCCCAGCCUCCAUAUCCCCCAGCUUCACACUCUCCCUUUGGAUACCCACCACCUCCCCCACCUCAAGGGCCUGCUUGGCCAGGCUACUAGUCAGUACUUCUGGAGAGUUUGCUUCAUCAUCCUCUCUUGUGUCAUGAUCUAAGAAAUUAAUCCUUGCUGAGAAAUAGACAAAAGAAGAAAGAGCUGGGAGUUUUUGCCCUUAAACCCAUACAUGUAUAAGCAUUAUAUAAGAUGAGAGGGGUGGGGCUAGCAUCAUAUACACUCUAGCUCCACGCGGUGCAAGAAGUGAUUGUACCAUUGUAGGUUUUGAUUAAUGAAUAGUACUGUGUAUUGGCUGUUGACAUUCUUCAGUGGCCACUUGUGCUGAUUGGUCAUUCAAAAUCAUGUUAGAAAAUAUAAGUGGGCCAGAUUCUCAUCUAUUAUAAAUGGGCAAAACAUGCACUGAUUUACACAAAGACUUGUGUAUGAGAUGCCUGUGUUUAUAGUUUUCUACGUACAUAAAUAUAUAUCAAAAGAAUUCCAAACACAGAAGUGUGUAAGAGAUGGAGUGAAAAUCUCUGACAGUAUUUCACCUGAAAUGCUUAUAUUGCUUCCCAGUUAACUCACUUGGAAACGGACUAACAGAAUCUGCCAGAUUCAGAAUUGAGGCAUUAUUUAUCUUGUCAAUGAGAAGUGACUACCUAGUGUGUUGGGAUAACUCAGCCCUUGAUAUGCCCCAUAUCACUGUACCUUAACUCCAAUCCUCCCAUUCCCAGCACAUUGCAGGGCAAAGAUUUCCUUACCACUGCUUCUGUGUAUCUAACCAUACUGACAUUAUGAUUUCACUGCAAAGCAAAUGUCUGUCCAGUGCUGUCACUGUCUAUCCAUUUCAGCUGUUUCCAGUCUACUCAUGGGCAAAGGCCUUUUUGGCACUGGCCCCUUUUACCUGUGAGGCAUGCCGACCCCUCCAUUGCAGGAUGUAGAUUUUCAUGGAGAAAGCAUCAGGGUCAUGAAAUAUCUCUGGGAUUUGAUAUGUGGAAUAUCAGUUCUUCCAUGGAGGUAAAAUUGGUUGGCAUGAUGCUUCUAGAGCUGCUAAUAAUUUGGAGGUGAGGUAGCAUAUGCUGUGAUCUGUACAAAUCUGGAUGACUACUCCUUUUUUGCUGGUUGAUGAUGGAAAACAAUGCUACCAUCCAAACUUUGUUAAUGGUUCAGAGAAACACUGAGGUCUCAAGCCUCCUUCAACAUUUGUUCCUCCUUUCUUGUGACCUGCGGUAGGGGUGAAAGUACACUGGCUCAUGAAGCAUCAAGUGUCUCUUGCAUCCCCUCUCCCAUUUCCUGCUAUGUUGACCUGAGAAAACAAUGAAGCCAACAGUGAGAAUGGGUUCUUAAGAUAAAUGGGAUUUUUUCUUUGCUCCGCACUUUACCUAUCAAAUUCUGUUUGCUUGCCCGUAAGUUAUUUAUGAAGAAAGAUUACUAAAGGACUAGACUGGGUUGAAUGCUUUUGGAAUUUGAUAGAAACAAUUCCCUAUUUGUGAUUAAUUAGAGUAAUAAAACUUGAUGAAUUGCACACACAAGGUCGUAGCUGUGAUUGUUUCAGGAAAUGAAGUGGCGUCUGGUUGAAAAUGUUUAUUGAUUUUGGUUUUUUGCCAGCUCAGCAUUCUUCCAUUGAGUCCCUUGUAUGAUGUCCACAUAAUCUUUCCUCUUCCAUCUCUCACUGCCAAAUUCUUUAUGUAUCAUCCUUCCUGCCUUUCAGUCUGCAACUAACCCUAGGUGCCCAUUUGUGAAAUCCUUUUCUCCAGGGGUUAAUUGAUCUCAUGCUUCAGCACCAUUUGUCCUUUCCUCUUCUCUUCUCUGCACUGUAGUUUCUAUUCUCCAUUCCCCCUUCUCUAUGUCUGAUUUUCUAUUCUGUGCCUUAUUCAUUUGAUGAAGAUAUUGUUCUCUCUGUCUUGGCUAAAUACUGACCUCUAUAAUCCCUGUCUGCAGCUUUGGGGAUCUGAAAGCUGACCCGAAUAAACCCUCCCUCUCAACUUGAAUGAGAGAGUAAUUUCUUCUCCAUGGUCCCACAUACUCCAUCAUAAUUAAAAGCCCAGCUAAGACUACUGCUGAAAUUUUGCUUACUAUGCCAAAACUUGAGUUAAAAAGCGGGGAGGGUCUUUUCAUCUCAGGGUGGUUUGGUUUGCUCCGCUCCAUCUACAGCACCAACUCAACUGUGCUUUAGCACCCAGAGUCCAUGGUGUGACCUUGACUGUGAAGAGUAUUCUGUGAAUGAGAAUUAGUCAUUGAACUGAUACUUUUGUGAAGCCUUUCUAGCUAUUUCCCUAAAUUCAUGGAAAUAUAAAUUCUCUCUUUGUUCCCCCUUGCUCAGUUUCUUUAUCCAUUGGAAACAGCAACAACAGCACAAACUCAUAUGUUUUAAACAGUCUCUUUGCAGAUAUCAAGUGUGAAUUUCUUCAUUUUGUCUGUGUAAGAAGAGUUGCGGGGUUUUGCUGUUAAUUUGACAAGUGACAUCAUAAGCUUGUGUGUGACAUAAUUAUCUGGUGAAGAGAUAGUGGUAUUCCAAGAUAGUUAAAAUGGAAGAAUGGUUGGAUUAACUCAGAGUCAGAUGCGAUCAUCUGAUUUCGCACAGAUGAUUUUUAGUCCUAAAGAAAGGGAAAGACAGAAGCAGAAACUGCUCUAAAAAGAAUUAGUUUGGUAAAUUUUCUGCACGGUGUCACCAUAUUUUUGGUAGCACCAAGGGUGUGUGAUGCUGUGAAGUGUAUUUCAGCAAUAGAUUAAGAAAAGGCUCUUAAUAAAACUUCUAGGGGUGUGUCUAGACUGGCAAG